Drosophila bipectinata is the source of this 630-nucleotide messenger RNA. RefSeq lists its product as uncharacterized. Lineage: Eukaryota; Metazoa; Arthropoda; Insecta; Diptera; Drosophilidae. The record is from RefSeq and is a predicted model, not a curated record.
AUGUCUUCUAAGGCUGUGUCGGACGCCAAAGCCGCCAAGGACGCACAGUCGUGUGCUGCUGAGGCAGCCGGGAAAAAAGUCAAAAAUAUGAUGGCGGACAAGGCGUCACAGGCGGCCAAGGCAGCGGAGGCUGCACUAUCCGGCAAGAAGCAGCUAUGCGAAGAGCUCACCAAAAAUCUGGGCGAAACGAAACGGGUUAUGCAAGAGGUCCAAAGGGCCAUAACCGCCAGUUCGCGCGGUGCCAAGACAGCAAAGCGAAUCCGAGACAGCGUACGCCGGAACUUUAAUGCCAUGAGGUGUCUGUAUGCCCAGAUGAUCAAAAAUGUUGAAAGCGUACGCCGGGUGGCCAGCAACGCCCAACGAGAAUUGGCGGAGAAGCGAAGUCUUUUUAAAGCGGCUAAGCGGCGUGUGGAAGAACUUAGCACCUGCCUAGAACAUGGUUAUAGGGAUCUAGAACGAAACCGGGAGAACGCUAAGAAAGCAAACUGCGCCGCCGAAGAGGCUAGGCAACGGAUCGACGUUAUGCGACAAUUGGUUUUUAAAAUCAAGAAUCUUAAGAAGAAGGAUCUACAGUCCCUAAAGAGUUUAAUUCGCCGAAGAAGAAGGCAACUAAAAAAAACAUUUCGUUAA